This is a messenger RNA of Penicillium mononematosum, 1203 nucleotides long. RefSeq names its product protein phosphatase regulator SHP1. Gene Ontology annotation, molecular function: ubiquitin binding. The record is from RefSeq and is a predicted model, not a curated record. Lineage: Eukaryota; Fungi; Ascomycota; Eurotiomycetes; Eurotiales; Aspergillaceae. Gene Ontology annotation, cellular component: nucleus; cytosol. Gene Ontology annotation, biological process: membrane fusion; proteasome-mediated ubiquitin-dependent protein catabolic process; autophagosome assembly. The transcript is spliced from 3 exons. Bases 1 to 1203 code for a protein of 400 amino acids.
AUGGAGGGUAACCCCGCCGAGCACGAUGAGGCUGUGUCUCAAUUCUGUGCUAUGACUGGAACUCAAGCUUCAGAUGCUCAGGAAUAUCUCGCUGCCAAUGGUUGGGACAUCGAAGCUGCCGUUACAGAGUUCUUUGCAGAGCAGGACGAAGCCCUGCAAGAUACCAGUGCUGGUGGCGAGCGACAACUAGGCACAGAGGGUAGCCCUGGAGCUCCCACGGGGGGUAGAACUCUGGGGGGAAGUGCCGUACCCGCUUCAUCUGCCGCUGAGUCCUCAUCAUCUGCCCGACGCGCUGCGCCCAAGAAGAAGUUUGCGACACUGGGAGACUUUGCUUCGGGAGGGGGUGGUGGCGGUGGUGAUUCAUCCGAUGGCGAUGACACCGACGAACAUGAUUUCUUUGCAGGUGGUGAAAAGUCUGGACUAGCUGUGCAGAACCCGGAUGAUUUGAAAAAGAAGAUCCUCGAAAAGGCCCACAGGGCGCAGCCUCCUCCUUCCGACGCCCCUCAGCCACGGGCAUCACAUUUCACCGGCACUGCCCGCACGCUCGGUGGUGAUGAUGCGCCAAGCCAGGUGAUUGAAAGCCCCUCGGCGCCUUCUCAACAGCGUGCCCAGCGUGUUCAACGGACUCUUCAUUUCUGGGCCGAUGGAUUCUCCGUUGAUGACGGCGAACUGUUUCGAUCAGACGAUCCCCGCAACGCAGAGAUUCUGGACGGUAUCCGCCAAGGCCGCGCUCCUCUUUCCAUCAUGAAUGUUCAACCCGGGCAGGAGGUCGAUGUGGAACUCAAGCAACAUGAGGAGAAGUACACCAAGCCCAAGCCGAAGUACAAGCCUUUCUCUGGUUCUGGACAGCGCCUCGGUAGCCCGACGCCCGGCGUACGGAGUCCGGCGCCCCCGACGCCUUCGUCCUCCACGUCUGGAACAUCUGCCCAGGAGCCAGCGAAGCCCAAUGUGGACGAGUCGCAACCUACGGUUACCCUACAGAUCCGCCUAGGAGACGGUACGCGGUUAACGUCUCGGUUUAACACCACUGCCACCAUUGGCGAUGUCUAUGCAUUCGUUGCUGCUGCUACUCCGGAUGGUGCAAACCGCGCAUGGGUCUUGAUGACGACUUUCCCCAGCACGGAGCUCAAGGACUGGGAUGUUGUUCUCGGCGACAUGCCCGAUUUCAAACGUGGAGGUGUCAUUGUGCAGAAGUGGCAGUAA